Filobasidium floriforme is the source of this 1207-nucleotide messenger RNA. RefSeq lists its product as uncharacterized. The record is from RefSeq and is a predicted model, not a curated record. The coding region runs from base 1 to 1098 and encodes 365 amino acids. NCBI's taxonomy places the organism in Eukaryota, Fungi, Basidiomycota, Tremellomycetes, Filobasidiales, Filobasidiaceae. The transcript is spliced from 12 exons.
AUGUCUGACUCGGUCUUCACCCCCGAGGCACUCGCCAACAGCACAUUCACCGACCAAAUCCUAACGAUCGCGCUGACGGGAAAAGAAGUCCGGACCCUCGCACCCAUCUACAUCCCUCUCCCGCUCAAUGCGCUCUUGUUGGGGAUCUUGACGUGGAUGGUAGGGAAAUAUUUCAUGGUCUACGGCAAGACGGAUUCGAGGAUGACGAAAGGGCUGGUGGUGAGCUUGAUGUUGUUGGGGAUGGCUACUACGGGGACGGUCUGCACUUGGACGUUUAGCGUCUUCAUCAAGUACUACGGACAUUGGUACCCGAUGUUCCAGAGUCGUUAUAUCGUACCCCUGUACGGACUCGGAGGAUUUCAGUUCGCUAUUACAAGUACGUGGUAUGCCCACAAAGCCUGGAGGUUAUACAACAACCGUUGGUGGGUUCCUACGAUCAUCCUAUUCUUCUCCGCCGUCAGUCUCUCAGCGGCGAUCGGAACGAUGGUCAGCUUGGGUAGCGUGGAGAGUAUUUUGCAGGUUAGGGAUGAUAUGCGGACUCGGGUCUUCUCUUGUACCUACAUUUUCGGGACCAUCUUGUCGGAUCUCUUGAUUACCGGUCUGAUCCUCAACAAGCUCAUCCGAUCAAAGACCGGUUGGUCGCAGACGGACGCGCUCAUCUCGAAACUCGCAAUCAUGACCAUGGAGUCACAAGCGCCACCGACCUUGUUUUGUCUCGUCGUUGCGGUCCACUUUUCCGUCACCUUCUCGAACGAGCUAGCGUACCCUUACUUGAUGUUAUCGGGGAACGUGUAUGCCAUUUCGAUGCUUUACUCGCUGAACUCCCGAGCCGACUUCAGGGAUCCGUACGCGAUUGAAAAGACCAGGAACGAGGCGAAUACGUACCAGGAUCGAUCGAGGAUCGGAGAACUUACGCAGGUUCGGGUCAACGUUGAGACUCAUGUCGAGGUCUCGGAUAUGCCAGUUCUCGAAGAGAGGAAACGACAUGCCGGUCUUCGUGAUGACGAUAGCGUCGAAGAGUUCGAGAUGGACAAGAUCUCGGGGACUGUGGACGAAGAGAAUGAGCGAUACAAGGAGACGACGAUCAAUCUUGUGUAAUCGAUAUGGGGCUUGUAAAGGGGUUCGAGGCGUGGCUUUUGAGGUUACUUGUUGAGGUAUAGAUAGGAUCAAGUGCUCGUCAUGUCGAAAGACGGUAUUUCGUUUGAGG